CGCUCCCCGUGCCGGUGCUGCCGCGCACCAUGUCGAAGCGCCUGAGGAGCAGCGAGGUCUGCGCCGACUGCAGCGCCCAAGAUCCCUGCUGGGCCUCUAUAAACAGAGGGAUUCUGAUCUGUGAUGAGUGCUGCAGCGUCCAUCGGAGUCUGGGUCGUCACAUCUCUCAAGUGAGACAUCUCAAGCAUACUCCAUGGCCUCCAACACUGCUGCAGAUGGUUGAGACCCUGUACAACAAUGGUGCUAACUCCAUUUGGGAACAUUCCUUGCUGGAUCCUGCCUCGGUGAUGAGCGGAAGGCGCAAGGCUAGCCCGCAGGAUAAAGUGCAUCCCAACAAAGCAGAAUUCAUCAGAGCUAAAUAUCAGAUGUUGGCGUUCGUCCAUCGCUUGCCAUGCCGUGAAGACGACAGUGUCACUGCCAAAGAUCUCAGCAAGCAACUGCAUUCCAGUGUGAGGACAGGAAAUCUGGAGACCUGUUUGCGACUGCUGUCCUUAGGAGCUCAAGCCAACUUCUUUCAUCCUGAGAAAGGAAACACCCCACUCCAUGUGGCUGCUAAGGCAGGACAGACCUUGCAGGCAGAGUUAUUAGCAGUUUAUGGUGCUGAUCCUGGCACGCAAGAUUCCAAUGGGAAAACUCCAGUUGACUAUGCAAGGCAAGGUGGGCACCACGAGCUGGCUGAGAGGCUGGUGGAAAUUCAGUAUGAGCUGACAGACAGGUUGGCUUUCUAUCUCUGUGGCAGGAAACCAGAGCAUAAAACUGGACAGCACUUUGUUAUACCUCAGAUGGCAGACAGCAGUCUAGAUGUGUCAGAACUUGCAAAAGCAGCAAAGAAGAAGCUUCAGUCUCUAAGCAACCACUUGUUUGAAGAGCUCGCCAUGGAUGUGUAUGAUGAAGUUGACAGGAGGGAAACAGAUGCAGUUUGGCUUGCCACUCAGAAUCACAGCACACUCGUGACAGAGACCACAGUAGUCCCUUUUCUUCCUGUAAAUCCUGAGUAUUCCUCAACCAGGAAUCAGGGGAGACAGAAGCUGGCUCGGUUUAAUGCCCACGAGUUUGCUACGUUGGUUAUUGAUAUUUUAAGUGAUGCCAAAAGAAGACAACAAGGGAAUCCUCUUGCUGGCUCAAAAGAAAAUGUGGAGCUGAUCCUCAAGUCAAUCAGCAGUCAACACAGCAGUGAAAGCCAAGAUAAUGACCAGCCUGAUUAUGACAGUGUUGCUUCAGAUGAAGAUACAGAUCUAGAAACGAAUGCAGCUAAAUCAAACAGGCAGAAGAGCCUGGAUUCAGACUUGUCAGAUGGACCAGUAACAGCUCAGGAGUACAUGCAAGUUAAAAAUGCUCUGGUGGCUUCUGAGGUCAAGAUUCAGCAGCUAAUGAAAGUGAACAUCAACCUGAGUGAUGAGCUGAGGAUCAUGCAGAAAAAGCUCCAAACGCUUCAGAGUGAAAAUACCAACCUCAGAAGACAGGCUACAACCAAUAUCUAUCAGGUCCAAAGUGGUUCUGAAUACACAGACCCUAGCAACAAUUCCUCUCUAAAGCGGCGCCCGUCUGCACGGGGUAGCAGACCCAUGUCCAUGUACGAGACCGGCUCGGGUCAGAAACCCUACCUGCCCAUGGCAGAGGUCACCUACCCAGAGGAGAGCAUAACCAGGCUGCAGCCCUUCCCUCCACAUAUCGGGAGGAGUGCGUUUGUGACCUCCUCUUCAUCUCUACCUUCCUUCCCCUCCACGCUUUCCUGGUCAAGGGAUGAAAGCACACGAAGGGCCUCAAAGCUGGAGAAGCAGAGCAGCAUGUCUGAGAGUGACUAUGACAACCCCACCACCCCUCUGGAGAUGGAGGAGACUGGGUCAGGCAGGAAGGCCCGUCAGAGGAGUGUCAUUUGGCAGGGAGAGGGAUCCAUCCCUGAAGACACUGACACAGCCCCCAGCUCCAGUUUGCCCAGCACAGAGGAUGUGAUUCGGAAAACUGAGCAGAUCACCAAGAACAUUCAGGAGCUGCUGCGAGCAGCGCAGGAGAACAAGCACGACAGCUAUAUACCGUGCUCCGAGAGGAUACAUGUGGCAGUGACAGAAAUGGCAGCCUUGUUCCCAAAGAAACCCAAAUCGGAGCUGGUAAGGACUUCUUUGCGUCUGCUGACCUCUAGUGCCUACAGACUCCAGUCUGAGUGCAAAAAAACCCUUCCUGUGGAGACUUGCCCCACCACGGACAUCCAGCUGGUCACACAGCAGGUCAUCCAGUGCGCCUACGACAUCGCCAAGGCUGCCAAGCAGCUGGUCACCAUCACCACCAAAGAGAACAACAACUGACCCCCCACUUGGCUUUGUACUCCUGGGUUGGUUUUAUUUUUGUUUAUAUAAAAGGUUGGGAUUCCAACUGUA
Pogoniulus pusillus (Red-fronted tinkerbird) is the source of this 2375-nucleotide messenger RNA. It is a transcript of the gene GIT2, whose product is annotated as GIT ArfGAP 2. Gene Ontology annotation, biological process: synaptic vesicle recycling; regulation of G protein-coupled receptor signaling pathway; brain development. The record is from RefSeq and is a predicted model, not a curated record. NCBI's taxonomy places the organism in Eukaryota, Metazoa, Chordata, Aves, Piciformes, Lybiidae. Gene Ontology annotation, cellular component: synapse. The coding region runs from base 30 to 2303 and encodes 757 amino acids. Gene Ontology annotation, molecular function: GTPase activator activity; small GTPase binding. The transcript has 20 exons.